Messenger RNA from Bubalus bubalis (water buffalo), 1678 nucleotides. RefSeq names its product cyclin dependent kinase 3 (gene CDK3). The coding region runs from base 156 to 1073 and encodes 305 amino acids. Gene Ontology annotation, biological process: regulation of gene expression; regulation of G2/M transition of mitotic cell cycle; protein phosphorylation. Gene Ontology annotation, cellular component: nucleus; cytoplasm; cyclin-dependent protein kinase holoenzyme complex. The transcript has 8 exons. The record is from RefSeq and is a predicted model, not a curated record. Gene Ontology annotation, molecular function: ATP binding; cyclin-dependent protein serine/threonine kinase activity; cyclin binding. Lineage: Eukaryota; Metazoa; Chordata; Mammalia; Artiodactyla; Bovidae.
CAGAAUGUCCCGGUGAAUAAAGCCUAGUGGUGUGACUGAGCAGUGCAUGCACGUGGUGCAGUGCCGGCAGGGGCCAGGAGGGGGAGCCUCAGAGCAGGCAGCCUGCCUGGAAGAGAGGCUGCAGGAUCGCAGGGUUUCUGGGCAGCUCUGCGGACAUGGCCAUGUUCCAGAAGGUGGAGAAGAUCGGAGAGGGCACCUAUGGGGUGGUGUACAAGGCCAAGAACAGGGAGACCGGGCAGCUCGUGGCCCUCAAGAAGAUCAGGCUGGAUUUGGAGACCGAGGGGGUCCCAAGCACUGCCAUCAGGGAGAUCUCCCUGCUCAAAGAGCUUAAGCACCCCAACAUCGUCAGGCUGCUGGACGUGGUUCACAGCGAGAAGAAGCUUUACCUGGUGUUUGAGUUCCUUAGCCAGGACCUGAAGAAGUACAUGGACUCCACCCCGGCCUCCGAGCUCCCCCUGCACCUAGUCAAGAGUUACCUCUUCCAGCUGCUGCAGGGGGUGAGCUUCUGCCACUCGCAUCGGGUCAUCCAUCGAGACUUGAAGCCCCAGAAUCUGCUCAUCAAUGAGUUGGGGACCAUCAAGCUGGCUGACUUUGGACUGGCUCGAGCCUUCGGGGUGCCUCUGCGCACCUACACCCAUGAGGUGGUGACACUGUGGUAUCGUGCCCCUGAGAUCCUCUUGGGCUGCAAGUUCUACUCCACCGCUGUGGAUAUCUGGAGCAUCGGUUGCAUCUUUGCAGAGAUGGUGACCCGCAGAGCCCUGUUUCCAGGCGACUCUGAGAUUGACCAACUCUUCCGUAUCUUUCGGACCCUGGGGACACCCAGUGAGGCCAUGUGGCCAGGAGUCACCCAGCUGCCUGACUAUAAGGGCAGUUUUCCCAAGUGGACCAGUAAGGGGCUGGAGGAGGUCGUGCCCAACCUGGAGCCAGAGGGCCAGGACCUGCUCUUGCAACUCCUGCAGUACGACCCUAGCCGGCGGAUCUCAGCCAAGGCCGCCCUGGCCCACCCCUACUUCGCGUCCACCGAGACCUCCUCGGCGCCCCACCAGUGUAUGCGGGAGCAUUUCUGCCGCUGAGAACGUGCGGGGCCCACCGCCUCAAAGCCCCUCUGCAGCUGCUGCCCCCGCCCCCCCCCCCGCUGCCUCCCUAUUCACUCCCCAAGAAAGGGGACACACCUGGGGAGAGAGCAGUUUGGCAUCAGCUGUCCGAGGGCUGAGUUUGGGUUAGUCCUGCCAGCAGGCUAGCAAGCUCCUGUGUUGUUUGCUGGGUUUCCCUUUUCAAGAUAGGGGCACAGAAGCCCACUGCCUGAGGAGGUCCGUUAGAGGCGGGGUCCCUGGGCACCAGACUGGUAGGUGCCAAGGAGAGCAGAAAGCCUGCCUGGGCCGCCAGCAAGACCCUCCUAGCGCCCCUUGGCUGCCCUGCCCUCAGCUGCAGAGCAAGACCCCCAAGGAAGGGGUUCCCCCCCAGCUGUUCUUUUUAGAUUUAAAAUGUUAUGGGGGAAGAGCUGAGUUCCAGUUAAGAGUCCCAUGUUAAAACAGGAGGCGGAGCCAGGGGGAGAGGCCAUUUUCCUGAUCCCGAGGGGAGGUCGGAUGUUCUAAGUAGCUGUCUCCUCACCGCGGAUAUGCUUAUGUUUGUAUGCCUCUGGCUUCAAGAACAGAAAAUAAAAGUGAUGUAUCCCUGA